Messenger RNA from Drosophila willistoni, 1592 nucleotides. RefSeq names its product myophilin (gene Chd64). NCBI's taxonomy places the organism in Eukaryota, Metazoa, Arthropoda, Insecta, Diptera, Drosophilidae. Gene Ontology annotation, molecular function: protein binding. The transcript is spliced from 3 exons. The record is from RefSeq and is a predicted model, not a curated record. The coding region runs from base 252 to 818 and encodes 188 amino acids.
UUUGUAACAAUUCGUUGUGAACGGACGUGCUUUUGAGUUCUCAUUUCUUGUCUCUCUUUUUACCUGGCGUUUUUUCGUCAAUUCGUGAUAAGCAUUUCAUUUAGCAUUUUUUGUUGAGUGUGUGUGGUGGACAGUGCAACGAGCCAAGAGACCGACCAACCUACAUAAUUUUUUGUUAACAAAAAAAAAAAAAAGUUCCCUGCAAACCAGUUUACCUGUAGCCCAAAAGCAACAACAACAAAAACAACAUUAUGUCGUCCAAUCGUGCACCAAAGUCUGGUUUUGCCGCUGAGGCCCAGCGUAAAAUUAACUCAAAAUACAGCGAAGAGCUGGCCCAGGAAUCUCUGGAAUGGAUCAAGGCUGUUACCGCUGAGCCCAUCAACACAUCCGGUGAUACGGACAACUUCUUUGAAGUACUGAAGGAUGGUGUGAUUCUUUGCAAAUUGGCCAAUGCCUUGCAGCCGGGCGUUAUCAAGAAGAUCAAUGAAAGCAAAAUGGCCUUCAAGUGUAUGGAGAACAUUUCGGCCUUUUUGGAGUGUGCCAAGAACUUUGGUGUCCCCACACAGGAGACCUUCCAGAGUGUCGAUCUCUGGGAACGUCAGAAUCUGAACUCUGUGGUCAUUUGCUUGCAAUCGCUGGGUCGCAAGGCCUCCAACUUUAACAAGCCAUCGAUUGGACCCAAGGAGGCUGAUAAGAAUGUGCGCAACUUCAGUGAGGAGCAGCUGCGUGCCGGUCAGAAUGUCAUCUCUCUGCAGUAUGGCUCCAACAAGGGUGCCACCCAAUCUGGCAUUAACUUUGGCAACACCAGACACAUGUAAAAGGAAGCAACAAUUGUUCAGUCUUCCAUUCAUUUUCUCUCACCAAACACAAACACAAACACACUCUACACACACACACACACACACACACACACACACACACACACACAUUCCGCAAUUGAACCAAAAGCCAAGUCUUUUACCAAGCUUUUAUUUUUGAUCUAUUAUUAUAUUUUUUUUUUUAUGACAUUCCACACUCCGUUGAAACAAAACAAAACAAAACAAAAUAUCAAAAGCAACAAAAUCACCGUUGACAAAAGACAAUUGAAAUUAUGUAUUUAUGAUACCAAUUCGUAUUUGUAUUCAAAUUUGUAAUGUAAUAACAUAUACUACAUUUAAUUUAAUAUUAUUAAGUACUCGUACAUACGGAUUUCUUAGAAUGAUUUUAUUCUAUUUUCAACACCAUUCAACACAACACACAUUCAACAAUAAUAAUGCACGAUAUUUUUGGUGCCAUUGCAAAAUGAGAUAAUAAUUAAUGUUGAUUAUAACAAUUAACGUCUUCUGCCUUCAAAAACUGUUGGAAAUUCAAAAUGAUAAAUUAAAACAAAAGUGUCUUCUAUCUCAUAGAGUAAAUGUUAAUUGUUUGAAAACUACUAAACCACCUGAAAUUUCAAGUUAAAUAUCUAAAGCAUUUAAAUGUAUUUACAGGACAGAGGAAGUAUACAUACAUAUAUAUCUAUUACACUUUUAAAUGAAAUAUUUUAAAUGUUAUUCCCCCCCGCCUGUUGAAAAUAAAUAAUUAUUCUUAUAAAUAAACGUUUUGCAUUUUGA